Molecule: messenger RNA, 807 nt
Organism: Saimiri boliviensis boliviensis (Bolivian squirrel monkey)
Lineage: Eukaryota; Metazoa; Chordata; Mammalia; Primates; Cebidae
Source: RefSeq, a predicted model, not a curated record
AUGGCGGUGCUCCGAGGCCGCCGCCACUGCAAAUACCGACGCCGCUGCCCGCUCCGGGCCCAGCGCCAACGCACCGCUUUACCCCGCCUGCUCCCCGCUCCCGCGCUGCCCACCCUGGGCCCGCUGUCGCAGGUGCGACACAACUACCACCCCAGCUGCGAGGCCGCCAUCAACAUCCACGUCAACCUGCAGUUCCACGUCUCCUACGUGUACCUGUCCAUGGCCUUCUACUUCGACCGGGACGGCGCGGCUCUGAAGCACUCUGACCGCUACUUCUUGCGCCUGUCACACGAGAAGAGGGAACACGCUCAGGAGCUGAUGAGGCUGCAAAACCUGCGCGGUGGCCACAUCUCCCUUCAAGACAUCAGUAAGACAGAGCGCCAAGGCUGGGAGAGCAGGCUCGAGGCCAUAGAGUACGCCUUCCACCUGGAGAAGAGCAUCAACCAGAGCCUCCUGGAGCUGCACCAGCUGGCCCUUGUGAAGGACGACCCCCAGCUGUGCGACUUCCUGAAGAGCCGCUUCCUCAACCAGCAGGCCAAGACCAUGAAAGAGCUGGGUGCCUACCUGAGCAACCUGCGCAAGAUGUGGGCCCUGGAACCUGGCCUGGCAGAGUAGCUGUUUGACAGGCUCACUCAGGGCAGGAGAGAGAAAGAGACCUGAGCCCAGACGGGCCCCACAAUCACAGGAUGCCUUCCCUGGAUCUCGCCACCAGACAGGACAUGCACGUUGCCCUUUAAGAACAUUUUCUUCAGUUUUUUUCCUCUCAGUUUUACCGUUGUUGGUAAUAAAGUUAUCUGUUUUCAAAAC